Sus scrofa (pig) is the source of this 1828-nucleotide messenger RNA. RefSeq names its product MAP3K12 binding inhibitory protein 1 (gene MBIP). The record is from RefSeq and is a predicted model, not a curated record. NCBI's taxonomy places the organism in Eukaryota, Metazoa, Chordata, Mammalia, Artiodactyla, Suidae.
UCAUCGGGGAGCGACGAAGGCAGGAGAGGGAGGGGUGUGUUGUGAGCACACCUUGGUGCUGGUGGGGGUGGCCUACGAAAGUGUCAUGGCUGCCGCCGCUGAGCUUAGUCGCGCGACCCUCGGUGACAGGAGCAUGGAGCGGAGCUGCAGCCCCAACCUCUCCCAAGAGGUGGUCUGCGAAGUCUUUCGCUCCUUGCAUACCCUUGCUGGACAACUUAACCUCAGAGAUGAUGUGGUGAAAAUUACAAUCGAUUGGAACAAGCUCCAGAGCCUCUCGGCAUUCCAGCCUGCUUUGCUCUUUAGUGCACUUGAGCAACACGUUUUAUAUUUACAGCCUUUUUUAGCAAAACUUCAGCCUCUAAUUAAAGAGGAGAAUACAGCUGUUGUUGAAGAGAUAGGAAAAACAGAAACAGGGAACAAGAAUGAAGUAAAUGCCAAAUUUCCCAUUGGUGACCUACAAGAGGAAGAAAAGCAAAAAGAUUGUGAUUUAGGAGAUAUGAAAAAGACACAGAUCCAUUUUGAUCCAGAAGUCGUUCAAAUAAAAGCUGGAAAAGCAGAAAUUGACAGACGAAUAUCUGCGUUUAUUGAAAGAAAGCAAGCUGAAAUCAAUGAAAACAACGUCAGGGAAUUUUGCAAUGUUAUUGAUUGUAAUCAAGAAAAUAGUUGUGCGAGAACUGAUGCCGUUUUUACUCCUUACCCUGGAUUUAAAAGUCAUGUAAAAGUUUCUAGAGUUGUGAAUACAUAUGGACCACAGACUAGACCUGAAGGAAUUCAAGGAUCAGGUCAUAAACCUAACAGCAUGCUCCGGGAUUGUGGUAAUCAGGCUGUGGAAGAACGACUGCAAAAUAUUGAGGCUCACUUGCGGUUGCAGACAGGUGGUCCAGUGCCAAGAGACAUUUAUCAGAGAAUUAAAAAACUUGAGGAUAAAAUCCUUGAAUUGGAAGGCAUCUCUCCUGAAUAUUUUCAAUCUGUGAACUUUUCUGGGAAAAGAAGAAAAGUUCAACCACCUCAACAGAACUAUUCACUGGCUGAACUUGAUGAGAAAAUUAGUGCCCUCAAACAAGCUCUGCUCAGAAAAUCAAGAGAAGCAGAACCCAUGGCAACUCAUCACCUUCCCUGAAAAAAACUCCUCUUUGUCAUUUUACUUUUUAGAUACAUGUGUAGCUUAUACUGCAAUUAGUUAAAUGGGUAUGCAUUUAUUAAUGUAGACUUCCCUCUAUAGUCAGAAUUUAUUUUCAUGUGAAGUCAACAUCUGCUUUAAAGCAAGCAAUCUUCAAAUAUUCCAGUGUACUUUGAAAUAGUUAAUGCAUACUAAAAAUGGCAUCGUUGGAAUUUAUUCCCUUCUGUUUUAAAGGAGGUAUUUUGGGGAGUUCCCGUCGUGGCGCAGCAGAAAUGAAUCCAACUGGGAACCAUGAGGUUGCGGGUUCAAUCCCUGGCCUUGCUCAGUGGGUUAACGAUCCGGCAUUGCCGUGAGCUGUGGUGUAGGUUGCAGACGUGGCUUGAAUCCCAUGUUGCUGUGGCUGUGGCAUAGGCCUGCAGCUACAGCUCUGAUUGGGCCCUUGCCUGGGAACCUCCAUAUGCCACUGGUGAGGCCCUAAAAAAAUUAAAAAAAAAAAAAAAAAAAAAAGCUAAAGGAGGUAUUUUGGAAAUUGGAAAACGAUUCGAAAGUACAUCUUUGUGUGUGUGUUUAGCACAAAAAGGAAGAUUUGUUUUGAACAGUGAUACUGAAGAAAACAUAUUUGUAACAUUUAUGUUAACCAGUUUUAAAGUCAGUAUUUUGUAUAUAAUAGACAUUCAAUAAAAUGUAUUGAUUGAAAUGAAUUUUAAA